AAAAAUCAUUUCAAAUUUGAAAUUGAAUUUCAAUGAAUAGUGUUCCAGUAUCAUGCUCUGCUUGCUCCAUUUUUUUAUGGGCACAGGGUAUGGAAGAAGAACAGGGAACAGAACUGCUCCCAUUUCCGACAUCAAAUGUGAAUAUGAAUGACGGGCUGACAGCUCAGAACUCUCGUCUCGGCUCGACUCGGCUUUCAGCUCUCAGCGGUUGUUGCAAUUAUGUCGCAUCAAAUAAUUAUAACUUGACUUGGCAAACAUUUCCUGCGUUUCGUAAUAAUUAGCCAAAGAAGCCCCCAAGAUAUGCCAGCGGCAGCAGCAGCAGCAGAUGAAUCUCACACACAGAGCGAAGAACAAAGAACAAGCGCGCGCCCAAACAUCAAGAUGCGAAUACCAACAACAAAAACAACAACCUCAACAUCGACAACGACAACAAUUCAACCUGUUGGUGCGAAGCGUUCGCUAAUGGCGAGAAGAAGAUCAGCUUGUCGACUGCAGACUGCAGACUUGAGCUUGCGGCUGAGUCUGUGACUGAGACUUGCCACAGCGCCCAGUUUGAUUCUGGCCAGCGACGCGUGCGGUUGUCGCUGCUGUUGUUGCCGCUACAAAUAGAAAAAAAUUUCAAAGUAAAGCUUAUGUGUUGUUAAAGACAUGCCACAAUUGGCACCUGCGUCGGCUUAAAAUGUGUGUGAAACUCAGUUAGCUGCGUCGAUUGCAACUGCUGCGAAACUGUGCCAACUGCAGCUAAAUUGGCACAGCUCUUCGGCUGUGUUUUGAUCGCGCUGCUGACCCAUUUUGUGGUAACCUGGCGUGGUCAGGUAUCAAGGACACAAUCGCCAACACAAUUGAUUCUAAGCUGCUGCUAGCUUUGCCGUCUCCCGUGAGUGAAUCAUCCAACUCCAUUAAAAAUAACAAUAACAAAACGACCAGUAAAAGUGGAGCAGCAGUCAUAAGAAAUCUAAGUAGAAACAACACUUGAAAUGGAAAAGCAGAAGACACCAACACCAAAACCAAAUAACAACAACGAUUGUAAUAACAACACAACAAAGCGACGACAUAAAAGUGAAUAAGAAAUUGUCAUGCUUUCAUUAACAGCAACAACAGCGACAACAACAAUAACAACAACAUUAACAACAAACGCAAAACAAAACUCAAAUUUAACUGUCAGCAAUUUGAGUUAAAAGCAAACUCCAAAACAGUGACUCGUGACUCGUUACUCGUCCAGUGAACAGUGACUAUGUGGUGGAAAUUAAAUUGUGAUUUGCUGCUACUCAGCCUCUGCCUGUUGCUCUGCCAAUUAGAGCCCAUGAGUGCCAGCAUACUCAACACAUUGCUGGGCGUGCCGGCGGAAUGUGUGCAUCAGAGUGGCGUUUGGCCUUGCAAACUGAGCUUCUCCUGCUGGCUGCAAGGCGGCAAGCAUGCCAAAGGCUGCGGCAGCAACAAAUGGCUCUUCAGCUGCUGCGUCACUGAACCCCAUCAGCAUCAGCAUCCACAUCAGCAUCAAUCGCCACUCGAUAAUCUCGUCGACUACAGCAAACUCAAGAUGAGCCUCAACAGUCUGCCCAAGCGUAUUAUGCUGCGACGACGCGAUGAUAACGAGCUGCACAAUGUCAAGCCCGAAUGCGGCAUGCCACGCACAGCACAGAAUACGCUGCAGAAGCGCAUCAUUGGCGGUCGGCCGGCCCAAUUCGCCGAGUAUCCAUGGCUGGCACACAUACGAAUCGCGGAGUAUCAAUGCGGCGGAGUAUUGAUCUCGGCCAAUAUGGUGGCGACGGCGGCGCAUUGUAUACAACAGGCGCAGCUGGAUGAUAUCACGGUGUACUUGGGUGAACUGGACACACAGAAUCUGGGCCAUAUUCAUGAACCGCUGCCCGUGGAGAAGCACAGCGUGCUGCAGAAGAUCAUACAUCCGCGCUUCAACUUUCGCAUCACACAGCCCGAUCGCUACGAUCUGGCGCUUCUGAAGCUCGCACGUCCCACGGCUUUUAGUGAGCACAUUUUGCCCAUUUGCCUGCCUCAAUAUCCGAUUCGUUUGAUUGGCCGCAAGGGUCUAAUUGCCGGCUGGGGCAAGACGGAGGCGCACAUGGGUCAUGCCGGCACCAAUAUGCUGCAGGUGGCCAGUGUGCCCAUCAUUUCCACCUUGGACUGCAUACGCUGGCAUGAGAGCAAGCAGAUCAAUGUGGAGAUCAAGUCGGAAAUGUUUUGUGCCGGUCACUCUGAUGGUCACAUGGACGCUUGCUUAGGCGACUCUGGUGGUCCUUUGAUUAUCAAGGAGCGUGGACGCUACGUGCUAGUGGGCAUCACCAGUGCCGGGUUUGGCUGUGGCGUAGACCAUCAGCCGGGCAUAUAUCACAAUCUGCAGAAGAGUCUGCGCUGGGUGGAGGAUGUCGUGCAACACAAUGAGCUGUCAUCGCGCAAUUGUCGUUGUUGCCGCUUCGCGCUCCUUCAGGAGCUGAACAUGUCGUGCCACAGAAAGGAUAAUUGGCUGUGGCUUUGGCUCACACUUACCACAAGCUUCGUCCUCACGCCUCCCUCCGGCUACAGCGUCGCUGCCUUAGGCUAUCCCAGCGCACAACAGGAGCAUGACAUGCUCAUCUUGGACGCACUGUCGCGUCGCAGCGGCACCGGCUACUAUGGCGAGAACAGCGUCAUGGAGAUGCUAUCCCGAAUGAUACCACAAUCGUGCCGCUUCCGUGGCCACAAAUUCGAAUGCGGCCUGUCCAUCUCGUGCGUCUUGGGCGGUGGAAAGCCGCUGGAUCUCUGCUCCGGCGGCAUGAUCUGGUCAUGUUGCGUGGACAAAGAUCUCGACGCCGAGGAGAGUCCACAUGCGGCGCCGGUCAACAAUACAAGUGACAUAAUACAUUUACACGACAUAUAUCCCGAUCUGUCGCCAACGGGCAACAAGCCAGCGCAUCAUCAGCAUCAACUCCAACACCAUCAGACGCAGCACAACAAUAACGGCCUUUCGGCGGCCUCGUCAUCAUCAUCAACACGUCCCGCCUACCCCAACCACGCCUACUACAGCACAAAGCGUCCGUCGCAUUACAGCAGCAAUCCGUAUAAGCCCAGCUCUAGUUCCGGUUCCUCCUCCGGUUCAUCAUCAUCCGCACAUCGCCCCGGAUCAACGAGUCUGAACAGCUGGGAACAGCAUGACGUGAAUCAUUUGGGCAUCACGAACCAUCUGGACAAUUUCUUUGAUGUGGAUGCACCACCCGACAGUAGCAGCGGUGGCGGUGACAUAACACGUCCACAGCAACCGCAGAAACCGCUGCCACACGAACCACAAGCUCAGCCUUUUGCGGUGGGCAAUGUGCUCGAUUUGAAUGCCGGCGAAGCGGUGGAUGAGUACGAAAGUGGCGGUGGCUACAACGAUGCCGGCUAUCGACCUGUUCCGGGUUGUGGCGAAGUUUAUUCACGUUCCAAUCGCAUUGUUGGCGGUCACUCCACGGGCUUUGGCUCGCAUCCCUGGCAGGUGGCACUCAUCAAAAGUGGUUUUCUCACACGCAAACUCAGCUGUGGUGGAGCGCUGAUCUCCAAUCGCUGGGUGGUAACAGCUGCCCACUGUGUGGCCACCACAACCAACUCGAAUAUGAAGAUACGUCUGGGAGAAUGGGAUGUGCGAGGCCAAGAGGAGCGUCUCAAUCACGAGGAAUACGGCAUUGAGCGCAAGGAAGUACAUCCACACUACAAUCCCGCCGACUUUAAGAACGAUGUGGCGCUGAUACGUCUGGAUCGGAAUGUUGUCUAUAAACAGCACAUCAUUCCUGUCUGUUUGCCACCGCCUACCACAAAAUUGACCGGCAAAAUGGCCACAGUGGCGGGCUGGGGACGCACGCGACAUGGACAAAGCACUGUGCCCUCUGUGCUGCAAGAAGUCGAUGUGGAAGUCAUCUCCAACGAUCGCUGCCAGCGCUGGUUCCGCGCAGCUGGCCGACGCGAAGCCAUACACGAUGUGUUCCUUUGUGCUGGGUAUAAGGAAGGCGGUCGCGAUUCCUGUCAAGGCGAUAGCGGUGGGCCGCUCACGUUAACCAUGGAUGGCCGCAAGACGCUCAUUGGCCUCGUGUCGUGGGGCAUUGGUUGUGGUCGGGAGCAUCUGCCGGGCGUCUAUACGAAUAUACAGCACUUUGUGCCGUGGAUCAACAAGGUUAUGGCCAAUGACAACAAUGCGUAGAAUCGAAUUGAAUCGAUUAUAACAGUCUCUCAUUGGCUGGCUGUCAUUAAGUAAUCGAAUUGGACGACUGCAGUCACACACACUCGAGUAAUUGCGCUGUUAUUGUGCGUACGUGCAUCUGCAUCACCGUUGCCUGGCCAUGUGAUUCCUCUACGACUCGGGGUUGCUAGUGUUUAAGUAUAAGCUCCCAAAGUUGCGCUCUCUUAGCUGCGCGCACCUUCUAUUUAUUUCUAUUAUUAUUAAUAUUAUUAUAUUUCGUUCACCACUUUUGUGUAACUUGUGCGUAGACAUGCAACAGUUAACACUAAUCAUAAACAUAUUUAUUACAAACGAAUCGAUUAUAAAAUUUCAUGAAUUUACACCUAAUUUUAUUGCUAAUUGUAA
Messenger RNA from Drosophila albomicans, 4552 nucleotides. RefSeq lists its product as uncharacterized. Gene Ontology annotation, molecular function: serine-type endopeptidase activity. Bases 1235 to 4168 code for a protein of 977 amino acids. Gene Ontology annotation, biological process: proteolysis. The record is from RefSeq and is a predicted model, not a curated record. The transcript is spliced from 11 exons. Lineage: Eukaryota; Metazoa; Arthropoda; Insecta; Diptera; Drosophilidae.